GGCGAAUUCCGCCACCACAAACUGUUGAGAGAGAGAGAGAUGGGAAGAGCGCCGUGCUGUGAGAAAGUGGGGUUGAAGAGAGGGAGAUGGACUGCAGAAGAAGAUGAAAAACUUAGAAAAUACAUUGACGAAAAUGGUGAAGGUUCUUGGAGAUCAUUGCCCAAGAAUGCAGGGUUGCUUAGAUGUGGAAAGAGUUGCAGGCUGAGAUGGAUCAAUUAUUUGAGGUCUGAUGUGAAGAGAGGAAAUAUAUCUGCUGAGGAAGAAGAAAUCAUCUUCAAUCUCCAUGCAUCAAAGGGAAACAGGUGGUCUCUAAUCGCUGCGCAUUUGCCUGGUAGAACAGACAAUGAAAUAAAAAACUAUUGGAAUUCCCAUUUAAGCAGAAAAUUCCAUGGUUUCCGCCGCCCCAAUCCCAACUUCAUACCGCCGCCGCCGCCGCCAAAGGCCGCCGGCGGCGGUCACAAGAAGACCAAGAGCGGUAACCGGAGAGGCGGCCGCAAACGCACGGGCCUUCAAGAAGACACCGCCGGAGUUGCAAGCGCCGCCGUCGUUAUGCCGGCGACUCCCACUCCGGAUAGAGAGAAAAUUGGGAGAAUCAUCGCGGAGGAGAGAGAGAGCGGCGGCGAGUCCAUGCCGGGCCCGGGAGUCUGCGACUUGGAUGAUAUUAUGGAAGAUCUGAGCGGGCUUUGGGGCCCGGAAAUCGGGGAUGUGGAUAUAUCACGGGCCGAAGAAUUCGGGCUGGGCCUAGAGAACUCAUCGAUGUGUGAUUCGCGUGAUAUCUACGAGCCUGAGCCUCUAUCACGGGCCAAGGAGUUCGGGCUGGGACUAGAUACCUACGAGCCUGGGCCUCCAUCACAGGUCGAAGAGUUCGGGCCAGGUCUGCAGAACUCAUUGAUGUGUGAUGGACGUGAUACUUGCGAGUCCGGGCCUCCAUCAUGGGGCGAGGAGUUCGGGCCUGACCUAGAAAACUUGUCAAAGUGUGAUACUUACGAGUCUGUGCCGAAAGAUAUUUAUGAAAGUACAUUUUCGUGGUUAUGGGAUGACUGUAGCGAGAAAUGUGACCCAAACAAUGAAGAGUUGGACGAUAUGAUGUGUUCGUGGUUGUUGUCGUGAACUUUAUGCUAUCAAUAACUUUUGUAGUAAAGUGAACGACAAUAAAUUGUGAUUAGUAGUUUAGUUUGUUUGUCAAGAUUGAAGGAGAUCGAACGUGGACAGUUAUAUCAUCAGUUAUUAAUUUAUGAAGUGAAUGUUGUUUUCAAAUUUA
Salvia hispanica is the source of this 1261-nucleotide messenger RNA. RefSeq lists its product as uncharacterized. The record is from RefSeq and is a predicted model, not a curated record. NCBI's taxonomy places the organism in Eukaryota, Viridiplantae, Streptophyta, Magnoliopsida, Lamiales, Lamiaceae.